Mizuhopecten yessoensis (Yesso scallop) is the source of this 755-nucleotide messenger RNA. RefSeq lists its product as uncharacterized. Bases 50 to 475 code for a protein of 141 amino acids. The transcript has 3 exons. The record is from RefSeq and is a predicted model, not a curated record. Lineage: Eukaryota; Metazoa; Mollusca; Bivalvia; Pectinida; Pectinidae.
GCCUCCACCUGCUGCGUUGAGCGUAGCAGAAGAAAGGAUUGUUGAUGCGAUGCAGGACACCGCAUCAUUUAUUGGAGUCCCUGGUGGACAGGAGUCUGCUGUUAUUCAGCUUGAUGUUCAUAACAGCAGUGCAACCAGCAUAGAGAGGUCCUGGGAUGAAGCCAUCAGGAGGAUUACAGAACAUCCUCCUGGUCAGUUGUUUGCUGAUGAUGCAGAGGACGUUGCAGCAACACCAGAGGCAGCAGCAUCCUCUGCAUCAUCACUAGGACAAAAAAGAUGCCGAACAAAAGAGGUGCAGGCCACAGACAGACAGAAGAGGAAGAAAACUGCUGAAGAUGUGUAUACAAUUCAGCAUGCCUACUUUGAGAGGGAGAUGGUUAAGACCGAUCUACAGAUCACCCUUUUAAAGAAAAUUCUUGAAAAUUUUGAAGGUCAGCAAGACACUGUCAGCCUUCUAGCUGCUUUGUCUCAUUAGCUGAAUAUUGCUUACAUGCUAAUGAUACAAAACAGACAGAAUGCUGUAAACCUUGUCUGAUCAUUGUAGUUAUCCCUUGCUCAGCAUUAGUUAAAAUUAUCAGAGGUCUAUAUGUAAAUAAUUGAUGUACGUCUUAUAGUGAAAUAUUGCAAAAGGUCUAUGUAGACUUACUGAUAUUUUUCAAUGUAAUAUUGAUGUCUUGUAGAUCUGAUAUUUGGCUGAAAGGUUCCUAGGAUGAAGCCUGACAAAGUAUGUGAAAAGAAAUGACCUUGACUCAUAU